Messenger RNA from Mya arenaria, 3339 nucleotides. Its product is annotated as ras-related protein Rab-1A. The transcript has 7 exons. Lineage: Eukaryota; Metazoa; Mollusca; Bivalvia; Myida; Myidae. The record is from RefSeq and is a predicted model, not a curated record. Bases 155 to 763 code for a protein of 202 amino acids. Gene Ontology annotation, molecular function: GTP binding; GTPase activity.
GACACCUAGCGGAUCUAACAACGGAAGAAGAAGCCAUCUUGGAAAAUAGGAGGGCCGAUACUCUCGUACUGCAUUGUUUUCUGAAGAUUUUCUCACUCCAUAGUGUUCUAAUUUUAAAAUUUCGACAUCAAGUGGACAAAAGACACGAAUUAUAAUGAAUCCGGAGUAUGAUUAUUUGUUCAAGUUGUUACUGAUUGGUGACUCUGGUGUAGGCAAAUCCUGCUUGCUGCUGAGGUUUGCUGAUGACACAUACACAGAGAGUUAUAUCAGCACUAUAGGUGUUGACUUUAAAAUUAGAACCAUUGAGCUAGAUGGGAAAACAAUCAAGUUACAAAUAUGGGAUACGGCAGGACAGGAACGUUUCCGUACAAUUACAUCCAGCUACUACAGAGGUGCUCAUGGUAUCAUUGUUGUCUAUGAUGUCACAGACCAGGAAUCAUUUAACAAUGUAAAACAGUGGUUACACGAAAUUGAACGGUAUGCCAGUGAAAAUGUCAACAAAUUGUUAGUUGGAAACAAAUGUGAUUUGACCACGAAGAAAGUGGUGGACUACACAACUGCAAAGGAGUUUGCAGAUUCCAUAGGGAUUCCAUUCUUAGAAACCAGUGCAAAGAAUGCAACCAACGUCGAGCAGGCAUUCAUGACAAUGGCUGCCGAGAUUAAGAACAGAAUGGGUCCAGCCACUGCCGCGUCGGAUAACAAACCAAACGUGAAAAUAAACGCUAGUACACCAGUGAAACAGAGCGGGGGCGGGUGUUGUUAAGGAUAGCUUCUCUAGACGUUAAAGGGAAUGUGUAAUUUAUCAUGUCACGGUGGAGAGGAUACAAUAACUUGUACAUGUAAUAUGUGCCCUCCCGUUUAAUACAUUGUGGGCAUGUCUUACUACAUUCGGAGGUUCAGGAUAGAAUUCACUUAAUGUAACAUUUAUUAAAGAGAAAAAGCAGUUGAAAGAUAUUUGUUUAAUCGCCAAAUGAUAGAUACAUAUGUACGGGCAAUUUUUUGUUAACUAACAAGUCCAAGUAAAGUGUUCAUUGUAAUGAAAACUGUUAUUCUUAUUUAUGCUUCAAGGAUUUAAGUUAUUUUUUUAAUUUCAUUUUUGCAUUAUUGCGUGAAAAAAUGAAAAUUCUAGAAAAGUCUUCUGUUUCCUGAAUAUGAAUGGUAAAAGUAUGCUAUGAUUAAUAGUAUAAAUGAUCACGUUAUAGGCUUAAUAGCUAUAUUUUCUUGACGUUCUAACAUAUAGCAGUGUAUCGCUCUUUGAUAUAAAAUCUUAAAUUAUAAAGUGUAAUUCCUUUGAGUCAGUGGAAGACUAUGUAUUUCUGUAUGAUUAUAAUAUGACUAAGUGUACAUGCUUAUUUAAAAUGUGAUAUUGUAUUUGGUAUGAUGAUGAAUGAGUGACAUUCCUGUACUCAAGUAUAUCUGCAGUGCAGUCUGAUUUUGUUAUUCUUAGGCCUUGCUCAAGUAUUAAACUUGAAAUGUUUUUUCGAACAUGAAAAUUUACAGUGUAGUUUAUUAAGCAAUUUAAGAUGUCAGCGCUGCACUCCAUGUGAAAACAUAGGACAUGUAGGUCUUUCACUGAGCCAUCAAAUUCAGAACGCUUUGAAAGCUACAAAGCAUGGGGUGGUAUUCACAAACGUCUUUAUUUGAGUUUGAAACCAUGAAUUUUUAAAUGUGAUAAAAAGUCAAUAAUGGUACAAAAGGAGAAUAUAAAAAAGUUGAAAUAGUCAUACCUUACUUAAACAUCAGUUUUUAAUAUAAUGCUUUUCUUCUCAUUUUUUAACUUGAAAAUCACGAUGUUAAGUUUUGAGUCUAGAAUCUAAAACUCUGAUUUAAUGCGUUAGUGAAAACGGUCCCAGAUUGUACACGAUCGAAGAAUUGGUUAAUACUCCUGGGCACAAAGCGAGGGGUGAAAUCUAGAAGGUUCUAUCUGCUGUUAUAUUUAAUGUCACUUAAGAACCUUUUUUAUCACCACCACAAAUGGAGUACUGAAUGUAUAAAUAUAUACCUGUCAAAUAAUGAUUUUCUGUAAGGUGCACUUAUUUUCACUGAGGUGUAGUUUCAUUAUUUAUGAUUUCUGAUUUUCAUAUUUCUUGCUGAUGAGGUUUAUAUGUUGUUUUAAUGUUAAUGAAUGAGUGUUGUUUAUUUUACUAAGAUUUAUUGCCAUUCUUCACAUGUUAUCCAUAUUACAAAUUGUACCAUCAUAAUUAUUCUGUUAAAAUACCACACUGUAAAUACUGACAUUUGUGUAUAAUUGUUUCGCAUGUUGUGGACGUUCAGACAAACAGACACUGCAUUACUGCUUAGAGUUGGUGUAGUUUUGUAAUGAUUUAACUGUUAAUAAUGGUACGCAUGUGACAUAUCCAUAAAUAAAGCUAAACAGUACAGUUAGCAGUUUGAAGAUAUAUUUUAUAUCCUGAGUUACAUUGUAUGAAUUCAGUGAACACAACACAGUUUUCAAUUAUUAGGGUAUUAAUGAACGGAAAAAUCACAUCUGUGAUAAUAAAUCUUUUAUAAACAAAUGACCUACAAAUCGACAUAUCCUGCUCUUCACAAUGUUCUUUAACUAAAACUUUACUGCACACUUAAUUUCCACAUCAGGAUGUUCAGAAGUAUUGGUGUAAUUAUUUUUUGACUACUGUUGGACUUCCUUGUUGUUAGUAAGAUCUCUUGUCAUAAAACUAUUUUUCUGAAGUAACCCUAUCAGUAGUAGGGUUCCAGUCAUGUACAUUUAGUAAAUAUGGCAUUCCAUCAAGCAUUUAAGCUUCACUCUGGGCAAGUUUUACCAUAAAAUAUUAAUAUUGAUUCAAGAACUGGACUGACUGGUACAGUUGUUGAAGUUGUAUGAUAAACCACAUUGGCUAAAGCACUCGACUGACUGGUACACAUGUUCAAUUCAAACCAUUAAUCAAAUUGGUUAAAGCACUCAACUGACUGGUACUUAUGUGCAAGUUCUACAAUGAAUAACAUAGGUUAAAACUUAAAACACUCGACUGACUGGUACACGUGUUCAAACUGUACCAUAGAUAACAUCUGUUAAAGCACUCGACAGACUGUAACACAUUUUUACUUGUACAAUAAAUACCUUGGAAAAAACAUGUGAAUUAUUAUAUAGUGGGGGUACAACAUAAAUUAUAUUAAUUUUCUUUCUUACUUUGCUCAUUCAAAUGAUCGUUUACUAGAAGAUAAUAUUUUGUGUUUGGGAACAAAUUUCAUUGGCUUUUGUAAUUUUGUCACAGUGGUAUUUGGUGUUAUUGGUAAUGAAACAGUGCUUUGUAAGACUUAUUUGAGAAUUUUUAUGAAAUUAUACUUCAGAUUAUCAUUAAAAUGUGCAUAACAAGCCAA